Phytophthora sojae is the source of this 333-nucleotide messenger RNA. RefSeq lists its product as hypothetical. The annotation marks the transcript as partial. Lineage: Eukaryota; Oomycota; Peronosporomycetes; Peronosporales; Peronosporaceae. The record is from RefSeq and is a predicted model, not a curated record. The transcript is spliced from 2 exons.
GAAUACUGCUACCGAGUGAAUCAAUCGGAACCUAUUCAUACACAUCCUGUGAACGAGACGAUAUGGCGAAUGUAUGCUGAAAACCGGCGCGUGAAAGACCCAGUCGUCUUGUCAAUGGUUCAACAGCUAUUAAAAGCUAAAUCGCCAUUUAAACAGAUUUAUCAGUACGCCCUCAAGUCCUCAGGCAAGGACGUGAUCCGGCAAGAUGUGCGCAACAUGAUAAACGAGAUUACAAAAGAGUACAAGGCAGACGCUGUUGAAGUUCGAGUUGCCCGUAUCUUGAAUGACUUCAGGGAGAGCGAUGCGGGCAAUACAUCCCAGCUUUUCGUGGAU